AAUCACUUCCACCGUGCUGUUGUUAUUACUACCUGGUGGUUUGGUCGAGAUAGGGUCUUGGCUUUUGAACAGAAAGACAAUUGCAACUGCAUGCCUAUUGGGCAUUAUAGCAUGGGCGAUAUCUGAUGGGCGAACUUCUUGGGCAUAAGUAGUCACAUUCUUGAAGAUUUAGUUGUCUUUGCUAGUGAACCAUUGCAUGAUUGCAUCAAACCCAGCAAUGAAAAAAGUAUAAAUGUUAAAGAGGUCAAAUAUUUGUUCUUAUCUCUGUAAUUUUAUUAAUAUCUGCAUCUUUACGUGACAUUUGGCAAGGGUCAUCAUGAUAAAGGGGGAGUAAAGUAUCAUAUGUUUAACGCCUUCACUCUUCACAUAAUGUGAUGUUUGCUACGUACUACUUUAUAGAUAGCACCGGACACAAAGAGACUUAACAAAAUUUAAUCUAAUCAACCUUGUCCAUGUAAAAAUGGAUGACAUAACAUUAGUAAGCAACUGUCUUCUUGAGAGGAAGCAAAACUGCAUACUUCUAUCUUCAAUGUGAGUUAUCAUCAAUGGCCUCAGUGCCUCACUCGGUAUUUUACAUUCUAGUCGAUUGGUACAUUGAAUUAGGCAUCUCACUAGUGUGACCCCAGCUGUCUCUUAGCUUUGAUGCAUCUGAUUUUGAUUGAGGUAGAGGAGAAAGAACUCGUGAAACCCAAGCCGUUCUCAUGCAAAGUACUGCUUGGACAUAAGGACUAACACAACAUGGAGCGAGGGCCAGUAUUUAUUGAUUAUAGAGACUAUUUUCUCUACCAUUGAGCGCUUCUAUCUAACAUUCAUCCAAGACUAUGUGGAGGGUGUUAGAAAUAACUACUGUUUCUAUUACUCCCUGCGAUCCAUAAAAAGUGCGCCCAUUUUGUACUAAGUUAGUGCAAAUUUUGUACUAAGUGGACUUUUUAUGGAUCGAAGGGAGUAUUUAGGAACCCUUAGGCACCAGAAAUGUAUUCAUGCCACUUGUAACUGACCAGAUCUGGUACAUUAUUAUUAUGAAUUGGUACUUUUUUUCUUCACACACAAGGCAACCUACACAUGCAUGCAAACACAUAUACACACGCACAUAAUGGUAUAUAAUAUAGGGUGGAAUACCCUAGCACCAUGCCAAUCAUUAACAGGUUGGCCUUAAUAAACUGUCCCCUGCCCUUAUCAACACUUAAUUUAUUUUCCCUCUUGGGGGAAGUUCUUUAGUGUUCCCCAGGUAUGCAUUUUGUAUUUUGCAGCCUAAGCCCUAGUUUGCAUCUCUAAUGACUGCUCUAGGAGUAUAAUAAGACCAUUAGCGUACGACAUUGUUCAUAAUUAGGGUCUAGAAUAACUGGUAAUUUGUGAUUUGUAUGAUCAAGCCCACAAGGAAGUUUCACCUAACAUAGACCUUUACCAAAAAUAUACUCACUUGCAUCUCGCGUGCAGCUGGCUUUGCCAUGGACUGUGCUUUGUUUAUGGUUUACAGAAAGGUGUAACAUACGCUUUCCUAAGCACAAUUAGAGAUCCUGUACCCUAGCACAUGGGAACGAAUGCUGAAUUAACACACAGGUGCACUCACAGUGUGGAGAUACUAUGGGCCAACUUGCCCUGUAAUCGAAUCAUCCAUGUUCAACUCUAAUCAUUCACCCUUGGUAAUGAUCCCAUUAAGACUGCUUUUGUGUUCUUUGCUUCUCGAUACAUCUUUGCAAUAACUGUUUGCACAGACUUUUUUCGCAUGUAGUACAAAUUAUGAUAGGCAUGACGGAUAUGUUCUGAUCCUUCUUUUCCUUGAGGAAGCUUAGCAUGUUCAGAUCAAAACUCCUUCUGUUUCUUCUGGAUUUUAGACAAAUAAAAAAUCUACAUAAUUUGCUGUGUGCUAUUCUGAUGACGCUCAAAUUUUAUAGGGCAAAUUGCGAAAUUUUUUUCAAUGAAGGAAAUAAAACCCAUUCUGUACGCGUUAAGCGGGACAGUCAAUACAGGGAGCAGGUUCUGAGAGAUGAACGAAUCCAAUGUCAAAAAAAUCUUAUCCCAUUAUGACAUGGAUGUGUGUUUUUUAGCUUUAGAUUUACCCCCUAAAGAGACGAUUGCCAGCUAAUCUCAUGCAGACAUUAUUCCAUUUGUUUACUCACAGUUCUUUGGCUGCUAUUUCUUGGAACUGUUUUGUUUGCAGGAAUCAAUCCUCUGUCCUCGCUUACACACCGGAUGGCCCGCUACCGCGCCGACAUUUCACAGCAAAGGCUUUGCCUCAUUCGUUCCUGAUGCAAGCCCAGCGUACAGCAUAUGGAUGGUACACAUGAAUUUGUGUGGCAAUGAUUGGAGAAGGAGACAUAGAUCUGCAGCAACCUUUCUGGCGAGCAUAAUGAUGCAUUAGAAGAUAAUCUGGUGGGCGGUCGGGUCCAUCUCAGCCCCUCCAUGACUGCACGAGCCCGGAGAUGGCACGGGUAAAUGCCUUCUGCCGUGGCUGGCCAGCGCUGCCGUGCACAGGACUGGCAAAAGGGAAGGACCGGCCCGCCGCGGAAGCGUGUCACCCAGUCAUGGAUGGCGGAGGAGAUAUGUAGGGGCUAACCCCACCCCUGCUGUCCUUGAAGGAGGCUUAGCUACGGUCUCCUUCUCAAAGAAAAAAAAAAGCAGAGCUAGGAAUCUAUCAAGACUUGUUAUCUACGUAGCUCGUGGUCCAUGUCCUGGCUCUUCUGGGGAGUUUGAAGUCGUAUCCUUUCCAAUCUUUGGUUUUUCUGCAUUUCUCUCAAGAUUCGGCAGCUGAGGAGGAAAAAGGCAGGGAGGGACACCGAGUCACUGGCCGCUGGGAGAAAGGUAAAGAUGUUGCAGAGGAGAAUAACUUGUAACUUGCAGGCCACUUCUUGCAGUGUUAGUUGCCAUGGAGGUUGAUACAUAAGUGCUUGUUGUGGUGGCGGGCAGUUAAGAUCGAUAGACAUGAACGAGAGCAGUGAGAAAGGGAUGGAGGGGAACGGGUCCUCUGGCCCCGGCAAUGGCAUCCCACCCGUGGAGUGGCAGAACCAGUUCGCCGGCGGCUUCUCGGCACAGCAGCAGCAGCAGCAUACCCACAUGAUGGACUCCUUUGCGGCAGCGGCGUCCGGCAUGUGGGCGGCGCCCUCGCAGAACAUGUCGGCGCUCUCCGACGUCAGCGGCAUGUCUCGCGGGCAUGGGCCGGGGUUCUUGGGGCCGGUGCCCGGCGCUUUCCUACCGCCGUCCUGCCUCGGGGGCCAUUUCCCCGUGGACUCAGGCUUCAUCGAGCGUGCCGCGCGGUCGUCCUGCUUCGCCGGCCCCGGUGCCUUCGGCGGCGGCGGCGAUCAGCACAUGGGCAGCGCUUUUGGCGGCGUCUCAGAGGGGUACUUGGAUCAUCGGAGCAGCGACAAGGCCGAGCCGGAGAUCGCCGGUAACCAGGGGGUGCCGAGCUCGGAGGCGGCAGGCGGAGACUGCUCGUCCAAAGGGUCGGACUCCAAGAAGAGGAGAAGGCCUAGUGAGGUGAUGGGAGCCGAUCAGGUGCAGUCUUCCAACGUGGCCGCCGAUUCCGCGAACGAGAGCGUCCACAGCAAGGACAAGGGCGAGGAGAGCAGCCCGGCAACGACGACGACCGGCAAGUCCAAGGGGAAGGGGGCCAAGGAGAGCUCCGAGAAGGAAGACUACAUCCAUGUCCGGGCCCGGCGCGGGCAGGCAACCAACAGCCAUAGCCUCGCUGAAAGGCUGAGAAGGGAGAAGAUCAGUGAGAGGAUGAAGCUUCUGCAGGACCUCGUUCCUGGCUGCAGCAAGGUCACCGGGAAGGCGGUGAUGCUCGACGAGAUCAUCAACUAUGUCCAAUCCCUGCAAAGACAAGUUGAGUUCUUAUCGAUGAAGCUUGCGACAGUAAACCCGAGGCUUGACCUCAACAUAGAAGGGCUUCUCUCAAAAGAUCUUCUUCGUUUUCCUGGGGUUUCUUCAUCCUCCAUAGGAUUCUCCCCGGAGAUGAUGCACCCGCAGUUACAGCUAUCGCAGCCGGGCCUGAUGCAGGGUGGCGCCGCUGGCAUGGCCAACCAGGACGUGUUCAGAAGAAUCAUGCAGGCGCAGCUAGGUGCAAAAGAUGGAUCCCAGAUGCCCCACGCAUUGAAUGGAUCGUUCAGCGAUCACGUUGCACAGAUGGCGUAUCCGUCCAUGGGCUCCUCGCAGGACGGGUUCCAAAUGUGACCACCGAGAAAUGCCAGCUCCGCUCCACGCGUGCGUGAGCUGCUGAGCCGAGGUUUUGGUGCUAGAUGAUAGCUAUCUGACGAGUGACGACGAACAAGGCAAAGCAGGCCACGGAGCACAUGACCGACUGCUGCUGCUGCUGCCCGUGCACGCAGAGAGAGCUAUUAUACCUCAUCGCGUAACUGGACUGGAGUCCUUAACUGCUUCGUGCAUGGCUCAGGCUGCAAUGUAUAACGAUCGUGUUCAGGACUGGGACUGGGACUGGGAAAAGGAUUUGAGGCCCACGGACGGCUGGAGACGCUGGGUGAAAUCUGUUGGGAAUCCAGUCUGGCCUGGGCGCAUUCAUGGUGCGCGAGGUGGUAGCAGCAGCAGCAGCUGAAUUGCUGCUGCAGGAUAUGUAUGAUGUAAUGCAAUGCGGUCGAGGGGUUUGUGUUGGGUUAGUUGGUUCUGUUGCUUUUGCUUCGAUGCUUAAGGAUGCAAAUUAAUUGACCACUCCUACACUAGGAUUUAUCAAACAUUGGCUUUUCUCCUUGUUACGAAAGAAUGAUAAUUACGAAAGAAUGAUGGGUUUUUUUUUUU
This is a messenger RNA of Brachypodium distachyon (stiff brome), 4749 nucleotides long. Its product is annotated as transcription factor bHLH49. Gene Ontology annotation, cellular component: nucleus. The record is from RefSeq and is a predicted model, not a curated record. The coding region runs from base 2923 to 4170 and encodes 415 amino acids. The transcript has 10 exons. Gene Ontology annotation, biological process: regulation of DNA-templated transcription. Gene Ontology annotation, molecular function: protein dimerization activity; DNA-binding transcription factor activity. NCBI's taxonomy places the organism in Eukaryota, Viridiplantae, Streptophyta, Magnoliopsida, Poales, Poaceae.